This is a messenger RNA of Beta vulgaris subsp. vulgaris (sugar beet), 693 nucleotides long. RefSeq names its product splicing factor 3B subunit 6-like protein. Gene Ontology annotation, molecular function: RNA binding. Gene Ontology annotation, biological process: mRNA splicing, via spliceosome. The record is from RefSeq and is a predicted model, not a curated record. The coding region runs from base 99 to 470 and encodes 123 amino acids. The transcript has a single exon. Lineage: Eukaryota; Viridiplantae; Streptophyta; Magnoliopsida; Caryophyllales; Amaranthaceae. Gene Ontology annotation, cellular component: U2 snRNP; catalytic step 2 spliceosome; precatalytic spliceosome.
AAUUAACAAAUAUCUCCCCUUCCCUUAUUUUCCCGUUGGAGCUUCUGAAAUCCAAUCUCUCUCAUCAAACCUUCAAUCAACAAACCCUAACCCUAAAAAUGUCGAUCAGUUUGAGAAAAGCCAACACUCGAUUACCUCCAGAAGUUAACAGAGUUCUCUACGUUCGAAAUCUUCCCUUCAACAUCACCAGCGAAGAAAUGUACGACAUUUUUGGCAAGUACGGAGCAAUUCGACAAAUUCGUGUCGGAACUAACAAGGAUACUCGAGGAACUGCGUUCGUAGUUUACGAGGAUAUUUACGACGCUAAAACUGCUGUCGAUCAUCUCUCUGGGUUUAACGUCGCUAAUCGUUAUCUCAUUGUGCUGUAUUAUCAACCUGCUAAGAUGAACAAGAAGGUUGAUUUUAAGAAGAAGGAAGAGGAAAUCACGAAAUUGCAGGAGAAAUAUGGUGUUUCUACUAAAGAUAAGUGACUUUUUUGUCGUAUGGUUUAAUUGUUAUGCUUUUUUUUUUUUUCGGUUUUUAGGUUUAGCGAGUUUUUUUUGGAAUGUAUGUUAAUUGUAUAUGUUUUUUUUUUUUUUUUUUGGAAUUGAUUGUGACUAUUUAGUAUUGUAGUAUUAGCUUGCUAGUAUACACUAUGAAAUUGGGCGCUUUUUGCUCUUGAAUUUAUAGUAUUAUGGAUGUGUUUUUGUUGAA